This is a messenger RNA of Drosophila sechellia, 992 nucleotides long. RefSeq names its product WD repeat-containing protein on Y chromosome-like. Lineage: Eukaryota; Metazoa; Arthropoda; Insecta; Diptera; Drosophilidae. The record is from RefSeq and is a predicted model, not a curated record. Bases 324 to 980 code for a protein of 218 amino acids. The transcript is spliced from 2 exons.
UAUAUUUUUUUACGUUUACUUACCAAAUCAUCUGGUCGGAAGACGAUUAUCCUGUACCUUUGCUUUCCUGCCGUCUUCCACGCCCUUUUCUGUAACAGUGGGAUCAGCAAUCCAUCCUGAAACGCGUGGCUUGACACUUUGUAGGUGUUGUGCAAGAAUAUUCUCUUAAUGUUGUCGUUCGAACGAACGAUAUAUAUAUUAUAAUAUAUAAUAUAUAAUAUAUAUUAUUAUAAUUUAAUGAGUAGGCCUGAAAAGUAAAGUCAUACUUAAAUAUACAAUACAAAAUCCUUAUGAGGCUUAGUUAACUAUUAAAACUUUCUGAAAUGUCUGUAAUAUUUAAUGCGAGUGUAAAUACUAAAAGCGCUGUUGAGUAUCAGACAAUAUCAUCCACACAAAGUCAUUUAGCGGAGGAGCAGUCGGAGCGCUUGCACAAGUGGAUUUCAAAGGAUCAACUCGAGAAACUUCAUUCGGCGUUUCUUAACACUCCCGAGCGUCAUGUUGGCAUUGAUGAAUUGCGUAUCAUACUUGAAGAACUAGACAUAACGUUCAAUGAUUCAAUGUAUACACGGCUCUUUUUAAAGAUUAAUCAGAAUCGUGAUUUUAAGGUGGAUUGGAAUGAGUUUGUAUCUUAUUUAAUAUUUGGCUUUCAAGAGGAGGAUCCGAGCAGCCAAAAGGAGUCUUUAAUUUUACCAAUCUCCGAACCCCCAAUGGUUAGGAAAUCAGAACACCGUUCAGCUAUAUGUUGUUUGGCCCUCCUCAAAGCCAAAUCGGACCAAAUACCAAUUGAUGAAGUAACCGAGACUAUUAACUUUUCCUUUGGCGGUGAGGAUUCUCCAGAAGCUUCUGGUAUGUGGGUAACGGCCAGCCACGAGGGAAUGAUGCGUUUUUGGACAUCUCAUAUGGAACCAAUUCGAACUGCAUCGUCGGAAAGCAGAUUUUCCAGGCUAUUUUUGGAACCUUCCCUUUUAAACCUUCCCUAGACCUCCACGAAU